Molecule: messenger RNA, 1323 nt
Organism: Verticillium dahliae VdLs.17
Lineage: Eukaryota; Fungi; Ascomycota; Sordariomycetes; Glomerellales; Plectosphaerellaceae
Exons: 3
Coding region: 1-1323 (440 amino acids)
Biological process (GO): positive regulation of transcription by RNA polymerase II; intracellular iron ion homeostasis; intracellular copper ion homeostasis
Cellular component (GO): nucleus
Molecular function (GO): copper ion binding; DNA-binding transcription factor activity, RNA polymerase II-specific; RNA polymerase II cis-regulatory region sequence-specific DNA binding
Source: RefSeq, a predicted model, not a curated record
AUGCUCAUCGACGGCGAGAAGUUUGCCUGCGAGGCCUGCGUUCGAGGGCAUCGCGUCAGCAACUGCCAACACUCUGAUCGCCCACUGCAGCACAUCAACAAGAAGGGCCGCCCCGUGUCGCAAUGCCAGCAUUGUCGUUCCAUGCGCAAGUCUCGGGCAGCCCACGUCAAAUGCGACUGCGGCGAGAAGACGAGCAAGUGUGCUCAUUUGCAGCCUGCGCUCGAAGGUCAUCGAGAAACAUGUUGCUGCAACCAUGGUGGCCGAUGCACGUGCAGCCACAAGAAGGAGUCCGGCCUGGAUACUGUCCCGGAGGGCGAUCCGGCCAAGAGCCUUGACCAGGAGGUUCCCGCGCCGCGGCCGAGACCCCCCGUCCGACGCCGUCGUGCCAACACGGUCCACUCGGACGGUGCCAUGGCGUUCGACCAGAACGGCAACCGCAUCGUGCCCAAGCACAACCGGAUCGCCUCCAAGUGCGGCCCCUACCAACUCAGCCGCGUCAACUCGAUGCACAGCGCUGGCAGCCUCGGCAGCCACUCGCCCGACGGUUUGCCCGAUGGCAAGGAGCCCCUUGGUCGUGCGCGCGCCAUCUCGACCCAUCACCAGCGCCGCGUCAAGUCGGAGGCUGCGUCGCCCCUCCUCAACGGAGCCUCGGGUCUGCACCAUCUUAACGGGCAAUUGCCACCACUUGAUCUCUCUGGCAUCGAGUACCCACCAUACGUUCCCAACAGCACAUUCGACAUGUUCGGCGGCUCGGCCUUCUCCGAGCACGACGGUCCCAUCUUCAGCGCCGGCCUCAGCACGGCCGCUUCCGUGGACUGGAGCCAUAUCGAGCUGUCAGACAAGGGCGACAACUUUGCGCCCUCGAGCUACGGCCAGGCCUGCAGCCAGAGCUUCAGCGGCAUGUACGACUGGGGCACCGGGUCGGAGCAGGCCCCCACACUCGGCGGCACGACGUCGACAUCGGGCGAGGUGUCGGAGGUCGAGGACAAUUUCAUCUCGGGUGACCUCGAGUUUGAGCCGUUCGGCCAGGGUGACUAUCUCCGUUCGGGGCAGUUGUAUCAGACGCCGGGCACGGCCGAUCUCAGCAGCAUCGGCUACGACAAUUUUGUGAAGGACUCGACGAAACAAUUUGGCCUCGCGACGUCGUCUUCCUACGACGACGCCGGACCAGUAGCCGGUGCUUCGUACAACUUUGAGAACGACCCCGUCUUUUGGGGCCAGCAGUUCAACGACGGCAUCGCUACGUACGGCGGCGCCAACAACAACGAAUCGACAGACGGCGUGGCCCUCGGGGCCGAGACUUGGACCACCAGCGCUCAAUAG